Rubroshorea leprosula is the source of this 2139-nucleotide messenger RNA. Lineage: Eukaryota; Viridiplantae; Streptophyta; Magnoliopsida; Malvales; Dipterocarpaceae. The record is from the annotation of a GenBank genome assembly.
CGUUGAGUUUUGCCAUUUCAUUUGUGGCAAAAUUUGGAUGGCAUUUUCCACAUGGGCACACAUGCUUUGCCCUUCAUUGCCUGUGGUUGCUGCAGCAACUGUUACCUUACAUGACAUAAAGGGAUGGCUGCAGCAAGGAUUUAAGAGGACUGUGUCUGAUCAUUGUCCUAUUGUGGUAAAAACAACGGUAGUUGAUUGGGGACCAAAACCAUUCCGAGUGCUGGAUGCUUGGCAACAGCACCCGCAGUUCAAGAAGGCGGUUGAGGAUAAAUGGAAGGAGUUAGAUGAGGAAGAGUAUGCGGGUUAUAGAUGUAAACAAAAGCUUAAGAGGUUGAAGGAAUUUUUAAAAGGAUGGAAUAAAGAGGUGUUCAAAAACAUGGAAGCACAAUUUCCAAGUGUGGCCAAUAGAGUAGAACAGAUUGAUUUGAAGAAUGAAUUGAUAGAUUUGGAGGAAGAGGAGGUGGAUCUAAGAAAGGAAGGUUUCCAGCAAUUAUGGGAUAUUCUGUGGAAAAGGGAGGCUAUCUGGAAGAAAAAAUCUAGAAGUGAUUGGGUUAGAUUGGGGGAUCAGAAUAUGAGAUAUUUUCACAAAAUUGCAAAUGGGAGGAAGGCCCAAAAUAGUAUCUCGGGAUUAUGGUCUAAUGGUCAGUGGGUAGAGGAUCCGAAUAUGGUCAAGGAUGAGAUGGUUAAGUACUUUAGCAAGAUGUUUCGAGAAGACUCUUGGAAUCGACCCAAACCUUCAAAUCUUGUUUUUCGGAGAAUUUCUAGUGAUCAGAAGGUGUGGCUUGAAAGGCCUUUUACUGUUGAGGAGAUUAAAGAAGGUUUGAAGAGUUGUGAUGGGAGUAAAGCUCCAGGGCCUGACGUGUAUAAUUUUAACUUUCUUAAAUUCAUCUGGAGUAGUGUAAGGGAUGACUUUGUUGUUUUUUUUCGGGAAUUUCAUCAGAACAGCAGGUUAGUGAAGGGGUUGAAUUCUUCUUUUCUUGCAUUAAUUCCGAAGAAGCUGAGCCCUAGGGAUCUAAAAGACUUUAGGCCUAUUAGUCUAAUUGGUUGUAUGUAUAAGUUGUUAGCAAAAGUGUUAGCUAAUAGGCUUAAGGAUGUGAUGCCAGAGAUUAUUAGCGAAACGCAAUCGGCUUUUGUAGGAGGACGACAAUUGGUUGAUAGUGUUUUGGUUCUUAACGAAGUUGUGGAUGAGGUUCGCAAGAGGAAGCAAUCGGCUUUUGUUUUUAAGGCUGAUUUUCAAAAAGCUUAUGAUUGUGUUAAUUGGUCAUUUUUGGAUUGGAUGUUGGAUGUGUUUGGCUUUGGAGAAAAAUGGAGGGGGUGGAUUAUGGAGUGUUUAUCAACUGCCAGGGUUUCGGUGUUGGUAAAUGGUAGUCCGACAAGGGAGUUUGAAAUGGGGAAAGGACUCAGGCAAGGGGAUCCUUUGUCUCCUUUUUUAUUCCUAAUGGUUGGAGAGGCAUUGCAUGGACUGGUUAAAAAAGUAGAAAAUGAAGGAAUGCUACAGGGGGUAAAGGUGGGUAGGAAAGGGCUGGUUGUUUCUUUGUUACAAUUUGCAGAUGACACAGUUAUUUUUGGUAAGGCUAACAAAGAAAAUGUUCUCAUGGGGUCGUCUCACGUUGCUAAACUCGGGGAGAAAAGGAAGAUCUCGUGGGUAAAAUGGGAGGUUAUUUGCUGGAGUAAGGCGAAAGGAGGACUAGGGGUUCCGGAUUUGCGUCGGAGAAAUUGGGCGCUGUUAGGAAAAUGGUGGUAUAGGAGCAAUGGGGAUUUUAGAGAGCAAUUGCUAGAGUUAAUUCAAGUGAAGUCUUAUUUCUGGAUUAGAAAUAAGGUGAAUGGGAGUGUUUUCUCAUUAGCUCAGUGGCAGAGUAAUCCUAGGGAAUGUGCAAUGGAGCUGAAAUGUUACAAGAGAUACCUCAAAUUGUUUACCAAGCACCAGCAGCAACAUCCUUCCAAAUAGCUUUCUUGGAAAUAUGGAUUUCUUACAUGGGCAAAUUGGACGGUUGUUUCUUUAGUGUUUGGGUUGUCAUCAUGCUGUGUACAUGAUUUUCUGUUAUUAAUUUACUUUGUUGGGAGUGUAAGCAUUUUAUACUCUUUGUAGAAGGGCAGGAGUACCUCUUGUGCUCCAGUUAAUAAAAUAUUUUUGUUUUG